GCCUGCCUGCCUGCCUGCCUGCCUGCCUGCCUGGGUACUUGGAUGCCAGCUUCAGUGGGCAAAUGAUGCAAACACAACCUUUGACCUUGUCUGGCUGACUUUGGCCAGCCAGCCUAGCAUACGGAAAGGGCCACCUAUGGACACGAGACACGACUCGCAAAUGGAAGCGCUCAUUUGUCACAGUCCUUCUUAGGCAGAAAGAAUAUCAAACAGUAAAUGAAGGAUGUAAACGUUUCCCCCAGCGCUGCUGCUAUUGAUGGCUUGCAAGAUCCAUUUUAGAAUGGCCAGGCAUCUCCAGUGCUUGAGCCAGCCAGCCAGCCAGCCAGCCAGCCAGCCACCAAUGAUGGCUUUCACGAUGCUCAGGCCGAUGUCGGCUCAUUCCUUCGCCUUCUCCGUUGACUUGAGCCUGACGUCGGACGAGGACGAAGGGAACCGCAGCGAGAGCGAAGGCAGCACGGACAAGGGUUAUGGCUGCUGCGCGGCGGCGGCGGGGGCAGCACCGGGCACCGGCAUCGGCGGGGUCGUCGUGGUAGAGCAGCGAAACGUCGCCAACGCCAGAGAGAGACACCGGACUCAGAACGUCAACACGGCUUUCAGCGCAUUACGGACGCUCAUUCCUACGGAACCGGUGGACCGAAAGCUGUCCAAAAUCGAAACACUGCGCCUGGCGUCCAGCUAUAUUUCGCACCUGGCCAAUGUGCUGCAGGUGGUGGGCGACGACGAGAAGGACGAGGACGGCCGUGGCGGCGGCGGCGCUCCUCGCGGCGGCGGCGCUCCUCGCGGCGGCGGCGCUCCUCACGGCGCUCCUCACGGCGUGUCUCCGUGUCUGAGGGCCAGCGGAGACUCCGGACAGCCCCGGAGCAUCUGCACCUUCUGCCUCAGCAAACAGCGCAAAGUAAGCGGUUCCAUUGGCCAAAGCAGGGCUCACCAAACUUUUGAAGGAGAAGGACAGCAACUUCUUGCGUACUGAUGACGCAUUCGAUACCAAUUGGAUCCCGCUCAAAAGGAGAUGUGUGAUUGAUGAUUAAUUGCUCACGAUAUUCCUUUUCAGACAUUUGGAAAGACAUCUUUUAUGCAACACCUCCAUGUUUCAAUGACAUAAGACUAUAGAAUGAAAUAUAUGACAAGCAUUGUCCCUCGUCGAGUUCAGUUCUUCUUUUUCGACAUGCAGCGCAGAUAUCCUUGAAAGAAAGGAAAGAUUGACUUUUGUCUCUGCAUUAAAGCUACCAAUGUAAUUUUGCGUUGUUGAAAUGAUUAUGAAGAUCAUCUGACUGACUGACUGACUGACUGACUGACUGACUCACAGCCAUUUCCUUCUUUGUUUCCAGGUUAAAGACAGACGAUAUUGUGUCAAAAUGCUAGGAGGGCCAGCGAGAAAAAUACAUUCUCGAUAAAACUCUCCUUUCAUUGGAACUGAGAAUGGCCACCAAAGACUGUUCUGUGAGUCUUUUGAAUGUUUUUUUCUUCUUCACCAAACAAGAGUUGUGGCUCAGGUAUGCAUAUUAAUGCUUCAUAAUAUGACUUGUUAUUAAUGAGAUAAAGCAUCAACAUCAUUUGAUGAUUUGUUCAUGGUUAUUUGUCAAACAUGGCAAGUUUUGUCAAAUGCUCUUGUCCUACGCAUUGUUCAUAAUGAGGAAUGUUAAAACGUAUUCACGGAAUGCCAUAUGAUAAGAAAGCUCAAUGAAUGUUGUUUUUUUCCUGCAAAAAUAUGAGCAGACUCAAAUUUCCAAGAUGGAUUUGUUGUUUGUUGUUGCUCAUGGCUUCAGACAACCUGAUGAGAAAAUAAUGAAAACUAACAACAGAGAUCUUUUUGAUUUCUUCCACCCAUUUUCUGCUGAUUCAUUUGACUACUUGACAUUGCCUAUAAUGUGAGAUGUUUUUGAAUGAAAUCAUUUCCUUCAAAUCAAGUCUGAUUGUUGAUUGAUCACGUUGAUGUUUUGUAAGCUUUUCUUACUGAUGACCGCGUUUUGCUCGAGAACUAUUAAAUCCUGCAGUGG
Molecule: messenger RNA, 1997 nt
Organism: Syngnathus acus (greater pipefish)
Lineage: Eukaryota; Metazoa; Chordata; Actinopteri; Syngnathiformes; Syngnathidae
Product: transcription factor 15-like
Exons: 2
Coding region: 257-970 (237 amino acids)
Biological process (GO): regulation of transcription by RNA polymerase II; developmental process
Molecular function (GO): protein dimerization activity; DNA-binding transcription factor activity, RNA polymerase II-specific; RNA polymerase II transcription regulatory region sequence-specific DNA binding
Source: RefSeq, a predicted model, not a curated record